Rhineura floridana is the source of this 9691-nucleotide messenger RNA. It is a transcript of the gene CRPPA, whose product is annotated as CDP-L-ribitol pyrophosphorylase A. Bases 300 to 1655 code for a protein of 451 amino acids. Gene Ontology annotation, biological process: isoprenoid biosynthetic process; protein O-linked glycosylation via mannose. Gene Ontology annotation, cellular component: cytosol. The transcript has 10 exons. The record is from RefSeq and is a predicted model, not a curated record. Gene Ontology annotation, molecular function: D-ribitol-5-phosphate cytidylyltransferase activity. Lineage: Eukaryota; Metazoa; Chordata; Lepidosauria; Squamata; Rhineuridae.
CACUUCCGGGAGGGGAUAUUUAAAGGGCCAGCCAAACACACUUAAAAAAAAAAGUCGACGCGUGCGUGUGUAUGUAUGUGUAGAUUAACACGUACUAGGAUGGUAGCUUGUUGCAAGUGCGUCUCUUUGAGACAAGAUAACAAUACAGUGAGGACGAGCUAUUUGGGCAGACAGAACAGCGAGCGAGCGCGUGCGUUAUGGUUCUUGAGACUCGCAGCUAGAUUUGAGGGUCAGAAGUGAGUCAAGCCCCUCUGUACGUCGCGCACGCAGAGCAAGCCUUUCUUCCGGUGGCAGGGGAGAUGAUAAAAGCCGCCGUUCGGAGUCCCACAAUGGAGCUCCCGGCGACUGACUUCACGAUGGGCAGCUGUGGCGGCGGCGAUGAUGACGAUAGCAACUCGGAGGCAGUGUCGGCGGGGUCGAGUGAGCCCCGGGAGCGACCCCCACUGGUGUCUGUGGCAGCGGUACUGCCCGCCGGAGGAAGCGGGGAGCGCAUGGGCGGCUGCACUCCGAAGCAGUUCUGCGUUCUGCUGGGGAGGCCGCUCAUUAGCUACACGGUCUGGGCCAUAGAAAGAAUCAACUGGAUAUCUGACAUUGUUGUGGUGGUAUCUUCGGAGAAUGUUGAAAGAAUGAAGUCUAUCAUAAAAAAAUAUGGCCACAAACGAACAAUAGUAGUCGAAGGUGGAAUGACUCGUCAUAGAUCAAUCUUCAAUGGAUUGAAAAUAUUUGUGAAUAGCCACCUUCUCAGUUCACCGCUCCAGAAACCAGAAGUAGUAAUAAUCCAUGAUGCCGUGAGACCAUUUGUUGAGGAGGACAUACUUUUUAAAGUAGUUAUGGCUGCCAAAGAUCAUGGGGCAGCAGGAGCAAUCUGUCCUCUUGUCUCCACUGUUAUUGCUUCCUCUGCAGAUGGGUGUUUAGACCAUUCGCUAGAUCGUGCCAAAUACAGAGCAAGUGAAAUGCCUCAGGCUUUCUUAUUUGAUAUAAUCUAUCAAGCAUAUCAUCAGUGCAGCGACUAUGACCUGGAUUAUGGAACAGAAUGCUUGCAUCUGGCACUAAAAUACAGCAAAACAAAUGCUAAACUCAUUGAAGGGCCCCCUGACUUAUGGAAGGUGACCUACAAGCGGGAUCUAUAUGCAGCUGAUUCUUUAAUUAAGGACACUAUAUCGCAACAAGUUUGUGUUAUCACUGAUAUGAAGGAGGAUAUUGUGCAAGCAGAAUUUCUUCUUCAUGAAACAUUGAAGAGUCAUGUGAAACUGGUUAAAGCUAUAUCAACAUCCCUUUGUAAAAAAGAAAAUCAUCUACAAAAUAUCUUAUUAGGACAAUGUUACAACUUUAUUUGCAUAAACGAUAAACUUCCUGACUUUCAAGAAACCCAUCAGCUAGUGAAAAUACUUGAAAACACAAAUGCUUCUGUUUUAUACUCUGUUGUUAUCAUCUUGGUACACUUGGAUAUUUUAGAAAAUAUGUCUUUUAUCAGGGAAAUGCAAAGAUUUGCCAAGGAAAUGGAAAAGAAAAAUAUUUUGCUUUAUGGUCUCAUUAUGCAUUACGAAAAGGACAGUCUUAAGCUUCAAGAGACUAUGGAUUCAGCUGCUGCACUUAUCAUGGCAUUAAUAAGAGACAGAAAUCCUGCCUUUGUAGGCCAGCUUCUAGUAGCAUGAAAAGGAAAUAUACAUAUAUCAAGCAGGCUUCAUUGCAGGCUUUUUAACAGUUAUAAUUGAAAUCUACUAACAGUGUAUUUAGGGUGGCAUUUAAAUAUUUAAGGAGGUUUUAUAUGAAAUAUAGGUACUAUAAGAUACAGAAGGGUAUGUUGCCUUGAGUGUCUUUGGGCAGAGAAAACUGCUAAGAAAUAAGAUUAUGCUGUUAUAUCCUUUUAGAACACAAAUUGUUUCAAAGCCAUGUGGAUGCGAUCUAGCCAAAGUGAAGUACUUUAUGUACAAUUAUUCCAUGAGAGCAUACUAUACUAAGCAUGUGUUUAACUAUCCCAUCUCCUUUUCAAAACUCUGAGGGCGAUUUAUUUCACUAUAUUAUUCCACUUUAAACAGUCACAGCUGCCCUCAAAGAAUCCUGGGAAGUGUAGUUUGUGAAGGGUGAUGAAAGCUGUCAGAAGAUUCCUGUUUCCCUCACAGAGCUACAACUCUCAGAGUUUUCUGGGAAGACGAAGUGACUGUUAAACCACUCUGGCAAUCUGUAGCUUUGUGAUGAGAAUAGGUACCUCCUGACAAUUCUCAGCAUGCUUCACAAACUACACUUCCCAGGAUUCUUUGGGGGAAGCCAAGACAGUUUAAAGUGGAGUAAUAGUGGAAUAAAUAUCUGGUGUGAAUGUGGCCUGAGAGGUCUAGCAGCAGAAUGCUCAUUUGACUCCCCUACUUAUUGGUAAACUGGUCUGGCUCCAAUCGAGACAUCUUCAGGUAAAGCCUUUAAUCAAAAACAUGAUAUAUAUCCACCUGCUUAUUAUAAACAUAUUUUAAAAGUGUUCAGAAGUAGCUACUACUAAGAUUAAUUAGACAUACUCUCAAGUAAGUGCAUAUAGGAUUGCAGCCUAAUUGGACCAUAUAUGCAAUACAUACACAUAGGACAUACAAUGCCCUUGUUCAUGCAUCACAGUAAACCAUAGCUAACAGUUUGUCAUGACUAUGUCUUUCUGGUUCAUUUCACUCCUCCGUGCUAACAUGCAGAGGAAACAAACUAAAAUCCCUGUUUUAGUGUUAUGGUUAUUUAGUGUUAUUUGUUUUGCUCCCCAAAAAUGUGAUCUGUACCCAAGUUUUGUUCUUGCCUUACUGAUCAUGGUUUGCUGGAGCAAAAUGAACCAUGAUCCCUGGUUCAGAAGCCAGGGACAUAGUUUGUUUCCCCCACAUGCUAGUAGGAAGGGUAUAAAUAGCUCCAAAAGACAAGUUCAUGGUAAACCAUUAAUGAUAAUGUACCAUGAUGUAGGGGAACUGGGCUAAAGUUCACUUUUCAGAACAUGAUUAGAGAGAUUGUGAAUUAGUGUUGUACCCCAUGACACUAUCUGUAAAGAAUCAGAAAUUGCUGUAACAUGUUCACUAUAACAAGUAUAGUGACUUAAAAAUGCUAGUUCUUGCAGAGAAGAAAACUAUUUUGAAAGCAACCAGUAUCCCACUUUCUCUCUGGAAAACCCCAAACACACUCUUGUUUCUCCUGCACUUUCACACAAUACACCAGUGUUAACAUCAAGCACACAUCCCAUUAAUUCAUCAUGUACACAACAAACACACAUAGAUGGAUCAAUUAAGAUACAAUGGAAACAGAGAAAGCUAAGCAUGAGUCAGCCACUGGGGUGGGAAAGUGAGAAUUAUGCAGCACUCUGAGCAUUUACAAGAGAUGCUGUUACUCUGGUGUCCAUUUGAUCCUAAUGUGCUCCCUUUGUACAUUUUGUAUUUUUAAUCAAAAUACAUCAAAAGUAAUGUUAAGAAAGCAUCUCCUUAUAUAUGAAACUACUCCAUUUGCUGUAACUCAAGGACUGACUUGACCUUUUUUAAGGUUCUCUCCCCCUCCCCCCCAGUGAUGAGAAAUUUGUUCAGCACUUUAUGGGGAGAGUGAGCGAGCAAGAGAAUGGAGCUUAUGAAAUGGAAAUAGACUGCCUUCAAGUCGAUCCUGACUUAUGGUGACCCUAUGAAUAGGGUUUUCAUGGUAAGCGGUAUUCAGAGGUGGUUUACCAUUGCCUUCCUCUGAGGCUGAGAGGCAGUGACUGGCCCAAGGUCACUCAGUGAGCUUCAUGGCUGUGUGGGAAUUCGAACCCUGGUCUCCCAGUCAUAGUCCAACACUCUAACCACUACGCCGCACACUGACAGGGUGAACCAAAAAAGCCUCUGAGAAGAAAUAAAGUUGGUUCCCCCACUUGUGCACAUCAGUCCUCCUACCCCUCUGACCUGCUGCCUAAAUAUAAUGCUUGUCUAGGCUGGGGCAAGCACUGCAGGCUGCUAUUUUUGCAUUUCCCUUCACUGCAGGCAGACAGACAGGUAACCACACAGCUCAACUGCCUCUUGGAAGGACCAAUUGGAAAGGGGGCAGAGUAGCAAGGCAGCCUGUAGGAGCAAAUAAGGGAGCCAUGACAGCCUUCCCCUCCCAAUGUGUAUACACAUACAAUUUCUUUCUUUUUGUGGUCUAGGAAAAGUAUGUCAUUACCGAUAGUGGUAGGCUUUCUGUUUUGCUGCUUCUACACUUAUGAAAUACAUGAGAAAUACAAAGGAAAGACAACAACAUCAACUUAGCCGCUUACCAUUUAACUCUAUGUGCUGAGCAUUAUGUUAAAUAUUAGUUGUAGUUGCUAAUAUUUACAUUUUAGUUGCUAAUUAAGCAAAACUUUUCAAAUCCAUAUUUUUUAAUUCGAUUGUGUAUGCAUUAUGCGUCCUCACUGUGUUUUGAACUGAUCACUGUGACUUCAUAUGUUCAUUUUUUCAUGUAUGGAGCUGGUCCCCUGCGUUGAAGGGGAAAAGAGAAGCCCCUUGCAUUACAAAGGCACGCUAGAGUCCUUGUGCCAGCAAAGAAAGAUUGAUUCAGGAGAUGGAAUGCAAUCUUGUCAUCAGUUAGCCUUGGCUCACACUUUAUGCAACAGAAACUCUUCCUGAAGGUACACCAGUGUGUCCCGCAACAAAUAUAUACAAUCUGGAUGACAUACCUGCAUCUUUAAAGACUGAUAGAAUGUUUUGAGAAUGGUCUGGCAUGUGUGUAACGAUACUGAUAUAUUGUUAGCUACAGAGAUAUCAAUGUAACAUUGAUAUGCAUAAUUUGAGCCUGCCAUGUAAGAUGUAGAGCUUCCCUAUAUUACUAACUGUAGGGCUUUCUCCUUGGAGUAGGUGGUUAGUGUCUCUUGCUCCUUAUCUGGGAAUCCUUUCCUGUAUCCUAUUAGAAUUAAGUACGAAUGAGCAAAGGUCAGCUAAGUUUCUGUUCGUCAACUUAACUGUUUUCAUACAAUAUGUAAAGUAUGAAGGUCACUAAAUCAAAAAUGGUUAAUGGUUAAUCAGCAUUGCAGGGUUUUAAAUAUUUACAUGGGUGUAUUCAUGCACAACCACUUUGAGCUUGACAAGGAAAUAACCAUGCUCACAUUUUGACCCAUUGGCCAUAUCCUUGGGUGCAGCUUUGUAUAAUGAAGUUAAGGCUAAUUAAUUAUGGAGCAGCUGAUUGGAUCAUCGCAACAUUUUUAUGCAGUCACUUCAAAGAUCCAAGUCAUUGUUGGUGAGGGUUUUUUUUAUUCUUCCUCCAAGAAGUAUAGUGAAGAGAAAACUAAUAGAAAUGGAGGUAAAAGAGCCACAUUAUAUGCAUUGACCAUAUAAACUAAUAUUUUAUUUCUUUUUAGUCUGCUCUUCAGAACACACACAAAAAAAGAUUCUCAGACCAGUUUACAUAUAUCAGUAAGACAGUCAUUGCCCUCGGGCUUGCAGUCUAAUAGUUGUAAAACAAACAAACGUGAUGCUGUGAGCAGGGCUGUGGAGUCGGUAUGCCAAACCUUCGACUCCGACUCCUCUAUUUUUCUACUUUCCAACUCUGACUCCUUCAUAAAUGGCAAAUGUAUAUUAACUAGUAAUAACAAAUUUACUGUAGUAAAAUGGUAGCACAAGGCAUUUCAUCACCACCACAUGAAUCAUCAGGCUAGAUUGAUAGAACAUAAAAUAUAUUUAUUUGAUUAAAAUUUCUGAACAAGAAAACUUUCCUAAAUUCCUAUGAAAGUGAAUGCAACAGACUAUGCAUUUAAUAAUUUUUUUAAAAAAUUUUUUAACAGAAACAUAGGAUAUCCGUUAAAACUAAAGAAUAUAUAAAACUAUGACUAACAGAACAUAAUACAUAAGCUGUCCUCUUACAAACUUUUUAUAAUUACAUUACCAGAUGCUUUCCUAUAAUUUCUUUAAUAAACAUAUGUACUACAGAAUUAGGUCUAAUAGACCACAAAAUUAUUUAUCUGAGCAAAGAAUCUGAACAAAAAAAUGCUGUCAAAUGAAAACAUACAAGACACUGUUACGCACUUAAUAUUUUUAAUAAAUCUAUGAAGAAUUUGUCCUCAGAAAAAGAAUCGCCUCGAUCAGAUCCUCCUUCAUGGAUGCCCUCAAAUCUGAUCUAAUUAUUCUAAGAGCAGAGAACAACCUCUCAACACUAACUUGGGUCGGUGGCAAAGCAGUAACCACCAGGACAACAUCUCUGACAAUUUCAGGAUAUAAGGGAAUGGCUUCUUGCACUGUUAGUUUUGAUGAACGAUCAAAUUUUUCUACUUCUUUUAGUGCAAGUGAGAAAUUUUGCUGAAAUUUACUCAGUUCUGCAUGGGUUCGGAGGAAUCCUUCUCUGUGUGGCGAUGCUUUGCACGCUCCUUGUGAUCCAAAUAUUUUUCAAAAUCAAAUUCAUCCUCAUUUGAUGAGGCUGAAGACAUGGCAACACUAACUUCUUCCUCCUGACAUUUCUGUAACCCAGUCAUCCUAACUGCUACCUCACACAGAGCAUCUUUCCCUUUAGUCAGCUGUUCAUCAUGCAUCAGAAUCCAGUGCAUUGGGUCUACAUAAACAGCUGCCAAAAGAAUCUUGUUUUGUAAUAAUAGUGCCUCUCUUCGUUUCAUUGAAGCAGCAAUGCCAUCUGCAAUUAACCCUCCUCUUUGGGACAGGCAAAACAUCAGGUUCUUCCACUCCUUCAAGAAAAUGCCUGGAGUUAAGUCCUCAGCUUGUAAUUUUUUAGUUACUGUAAAUGGGUGAUGGAGCAACUCUUUCAAUUCUGUCACCUGUGUCCAUUGACCUUCACUUAGCAUCACUUGAGGGUUGGCCAUAUCCACAAGAAAGGGUUUCAGGUCAAGCAAGCGCUGAAUCAUUAAGUAGGUGUGGCUUGAUCUAUAAUUGCCCCUUUUCCAGUGCGUCUCUUCAAAAUGGAAUCAACUUUAGGUGUUCUGGCAGCAGUAACUAAUUUCCUCACCUUGCCAAUCAGAGCAGCAGCAUGUCCUCCUUUCAGACUGUCUCUUAUUGCCAGCUGCUGUGUGUGCACAACACAGCACAUGUGAUGAAUUUGGGACAGUUUUGAGGCAGCUUCAACAAGAUCAUCUGAAGGAUCAUCAUUUUGUUCUGUAGCAACUUCAGUUUGUUCCUCAGUUGCAGGAGCGUGCUCUUCAAUUUCAAACAUUCCUAUAUCUCUGAAGUGUUCUUCUAGCUGUUGGUCACCUUCAUUAUCUGCAUUCAUUAGUUUAAUUGUACUUAGCAUGUUUGAAGCAUUGUCAGUUACAAUACAGAGAACUUGUUCUUUUUUAAGUUCAUAAUCUUGCAGAACCUUUUCCACUAAGACCUGGAGAAAGUCGCUGGUGUGAUGAGCUUCUGUGUCUUUUACUGCCAGUGUCUUGGUAACUAUUUCAUUCUUGUCACAAACAAAUUGGACAUUGAUGGCAAAAUAGUUCACUCUGUGGCAUGUGCAGGCAUCCAAAUACAAAGCAUCCCUUGAGAGUUUUUUUAAGUUCUCCCUUUUGGUUAAGGACUUCUUCAAUCGCUAUUUUCCUAAUACUGUCUCUUUCCAGAGAAACACCAAGUUUGCGGGCCAUUUCUCCAUUCAGACCUAUAAAAGCCAGUCGUGAAAAUAAUGAUAAAGGCACACCAUCCUUUGCAACAAGUUCAAUGAUAUGUUUUUUGAAUGUAUCUGCCAUCAUUGUUACAGUAAUUUUGUCACCAACAAAAUAUCUUGUAACUGAUGUCUGAGAAGUUUUCUGAUCCUUUGCUUGGCUGGAAGUGCUGGACAUUAGUUCCUGGCUUUUGCUGUUAUCUUUCUCAUUCACAACUUUGAAUACUUCUGGAUGAAAGUGCUGUAAAUGUCUUUUUAAAUUGGAAGCUCUCGUAGGAGCAUGUUUAUCGCUGCCUGAAUAUGCGCUGAUCUUGGCAUCACACCAUAUGUCUUCAUCUGGGUCUUUUGUCAUACACAAAAUGUUUUCCAUCCUGAGUUAUGGUGAAAUGCUCAAAUACAGCUGACUUCAUGGGAAGCUUCUUUGACAUUGUGAAUUUAUAUUUUUAAAAAUUACAAAUAUUUUUCCUGAAAAAUAAAAAAGUAUAAAAUUUAGGUAUAAAAUGAUAUAUUUACCCAAAGCCCAUGAAAGCCCAACAGACUCAGUUCAUUCCUCUGGCUAUGCCUUUGCACACCAGUUAUCCUGAAAAAUAUACCCAAAGCCCCAAAAUGACAACCUUCCUAUGACAACCUUCCCCAAAUGGCUGCCUCACAAAAGGUCUGCCAAAAUGGCCACAAGGCAAAGAAGGGCCCAGUCACAUGGCCCCGAACUAGCACCCAUGCUCCAGCACUAACUGUAGGCCCCAAAUGAUUCCAGGCCCUUAAGCCACCCAGGAGGCCUCAAAUGAAGCAGGCCUAGUAGACCCUCUCCCUGCCCCGACUCCAAACCUUGCAAUACCAGCCCUCCUCCAGGCCCUUAACAGGCCAGCCAGACUGCACAGGAGGCUGCUAAGUGAAGCAGGCCUGCCAGGCCUAGCAGAGACUCUCUCUGCCCAGACUCCAAACCUUGCAGGCCCCUUGCCUCAACUGCUCCAAGCCUCUCUCUCAUGCUCCAAUGCUGAGAAGCUGACCCACCAGGUCCUCUUUCUCCCGCCUUGUGUGCCACCGAAACAGAUAACCAGCCAAGACCCAAAGCAUCUAACGUGGCCUAGCAACCUGUUCCAUCUAAGGCCUAAAGCACCUAACGUGGCCUAGCUACCUGCUCCGUCGUCGCAUCAGGUCAGAAAGAGGCCGAGGGGAGGUGGAGCAGGGCUUAAAUAGCCACCCUGCGCCACCCCCUAUGUGACAGGCAUGCGUGGCCAUGCCACACCCAAAAAGAGAGGGGCGUUGAAGCCAUGCCAGGUCUUCCCCAGCAUGACUGCAAAGGCCCACCAUUGCCAGAGCUCUUGGGUCUGACAAUGGUGGGAAUUGUUAUAAUAUUAUAAGUUUUUAUUUUGAAGCCGGAGUCGGUACAUUUCUACCAACUCCGACUCCACCAAAAAUUGCUUCCGACUCCACGACUCUGACUUCACAGCCCUGGUUGUGAGUGUCUGUGAUAGAUGAAUGUCAUUGUUAUUCUCUUGUCCUUUGAUAACUUUACAAAGAUUUAUUUGCAGUUUUAUUUUUGUUUGAUUCUUACAGUUGUGCAUUUCCAGUUGAGCGCCAUAAGGGGGUAAUUAUAUAAAGCUGUUAUCAGCCUUUCUAAAUGCUGGGGUAGCUGACACAAAAGCAUGGUAGCGCUAAUUUUCCUAAGGUGUAUACCAAAAUGUCAAAAUCUAGUGUUGAAUAGUAGUCAGGUGACUGAGUUUUGGUUUUGGUUUUGGCCUUGGUUUUGCAACUCAUCUCUGCCAUUAAUUCACUAACAGGUGUUAAGCAAGCCACGCUCUCUGUGACCUCUCUACAGCAUUGGGAUAAUAAUGGUAACCUACCUCACAGGCCUGUUCCUAGUGCAUGGAUUAACUGAGAUAAUGUCUGUAAAGUGCUUUCAAUACUGAGAGUGCUAUUUGCAUUCUGAUUGUUGUUAUUAUUAGCAUCACCUUUAGAUUCAACUUUUACCUGUUACUUUUUACAUCUUUGAAUAUGAAGCAUUAAACAUGAACAUAUCUACUAUCAAAGCUGUGUUGUUGCUCUGUAGCCAUUCUCUUUUUUGAAGUCACUCUAGAAACGUUUUGGAAAAAGCCCCAGAGUCAUUAAUCUGAUUUGCACCAAUCAGAUGCCACUCAAAACCCAUGGCAUGAAAAGA